GUGUAACAUAUAAAAGCUGUUAGCAGCUCCUGUGGCCAGAAGUUUCAAAAGUAGCAUAGUUUUGUUCUUUGGAGGUUUAUAAUAGGAGACACUCCUUCACAAAGGUUCAUAUAGGAGAGUGCUAUAUAUACUGGGAGAACAAUAGACUGUAUUCUUUUUUUUUCUUGGUAUUAUACAGAGAUUUGUUUUCUACUGCCCUGACUUAAAGCAGAGUACCUCUGUGGCCUAUCCUUCUUCUUUGGCCCCAAAAUGACAGUAAUCACUGCAAUCAGUUGUGCUUUCUUAUUUUCCAUUCUCUGUGAAACAAGUGCAUUAGUGUUACCCAACUCCACUGACCUGCUCCUCUCAGACGUUAAUUUUACUGACAUUGAGACAGCUUUGGCAGCUCAUCUGGACUCUGCAAAAAUUCCCAAAGCCAGGCGGAAGCGCUACAUUUCACAGAAUGAUAUGAUUGCCAUUCUUGAUUAUCAUAAUCAAGUCAGAGGCAAAGUCUUCCCACCUGCUUCCAACAUGGAAUAUAUGGUUUGGGAUGAAACUCUUGCCAAAUCUGCAGAGGCUUGGGCUGCUACAUGCAUUUGGGACCAUGGACCUUCCUACUUGCUAAGAUUCUUGGGCCAGAACCUAUCUGUAAGAACUGGAAGGUAUCGAUCUAUUCUCCAGCUGGUAAAGCCAUGGUACGAUGAGGUGAAGGAUUAUGCUUUCCCUUACCCUCAGGACUGCAAUCCCAGGUGCCCCAUGCGAUGUUACGGACCCAUGUGCACCCAUUACACACAGAUGGUUUGGGCCACUUCCAAUCGUAUAGGCUGCGCAAUCCACACAUGCCACAAUAUGAACGUCUGGGGAUCUGUUUGGCGACGAGCUGUUUACUUGGUAUGCAACUAUGCACCAAACUUGACCUCUUGUGCUUUUUCUGCUGGCUGCUCCUUCAUUCUAACUUUACAUCUGAGCAUACAAAAAAUGCAUGACUUUGGUAUACAAGGAAGAAAAGGAAAUAACUUGAUGGGUAUGGAACAAGCCCAAACCCUUUCUUUUCUGGAUUAUUAUUAUCAUCAUCAUCAUCAUCUUCCUUCUUUAUGCUGACUCCACUUCACUUUCAAUUCCUUAUUUGUUUAUUCUGUUAAAUAUAAUCAUGGUGACCUAGUCUUCUUCAGGUGAGCAAUCCCACUGUAGUUCAGACCCUUGAUAUACUGUGAACAUUUGUUCUUGCCCACAAGAUGCUUUUGCUUAUGACCAUGCUGUGUAAGGGUAUCCAUAGCAUGGGUUUCCUACAAAGUCCAUCUAACUAAGCUCAGUGUCUCCAAAUCUCAUCUUGCCUUCAUGUUAGGGUCCUUCAAAGGAAGCCAUAGGCAGCCCUGUAUCAAGUAGCUGUGCAGACAUGUGAUAGGUUGAAGUGAAGAAAAUAAUUUUCCCCCAGCAUUUCCUAGACAUCAUCCCAAACUUACAUCUGGGUACAUACAAGAUCAGUAAUGUGGCUCUGAGAAAGGUUCAGUUUGAGUUCUGGUUUGGACCAUUGCUUCAUAAGCAGCAUGGGCAAUGUAAAUGGCUGUUUUCUCUGACUCUAUAUUAGGCAGAGCCAUAGUUCUGUACAGAAAUCUAAGUAUAAUUAAUUGAGCAUGUUUUCCAUAAACUCACAGUGGCACAGGUCCAUUUGUGGUAAAGAGCAUGCAAGAAUAUGUCAUUAUUCUAGCUGUUACAUGAGUAAAAGGAUUUUUAAAGAUUCUGCAACUUAAAAAAAAAAGAUAGGAUUUAGUAAGAAAACUGAAUUCAGGGAAAAUGGCCUGUGGGAAUCAAAAAGAUUUCUCUGUAAUUUUGUCUUUAAUAUCUAGUAGAAAAGGGUGAUAAGAAAUGAAUAU
Messenger RNA from Neopsephotus bourkii (Bourke's parrot), 1853 nucleotides. It is a transcript of the gene PI15, whose product is annotated as peptidase inhibitor 15. Lineage: Eukaryota; Metazoa; Chordata; Aves; Psittaciformes; Psittacidae. The coding region runs from base 250 to 1080 and encodes 276 amino acids. Gene Ontology annotation, cellular component: extracellular region. The transcript is spliced from 6 exons. The record is from RefSeq and is a predicted model, not a curated record.